Molecule: messenger RNA, 4611 nt
Organism: Uloborus diversus
Lineage: Eukaryota; Metazoa; Arthropoda; Arachnida; Araneae; Uloboridae
Gene: wfs1
Product: wolframin-like
Exons: 1
Coding region: 77-2497 (806 amino acids)
Biological process (GO): calcium ion homeostasis; endoplasmic reticulum unfolded protein response
Cellular component (GO): endoplasmic reticulum membrane
Source: RefSeq, a predicted model, not a curated record
CCUGUAAGGUUUUUAAAACAGUUAUUCCUAUGGAGAAUUGAGUACGUGCGUGGAAAAAAAAAGCACGACCAACGGGAUGCCAGAAAGACAUCAAGCUCGAUCUAUUUCAAGAACUUUACUUUUACCUCGCCAGAAUCUCGGGACCUUACGUUUAAGACACAUUUUGGCAGAAGACGGGUGCAAAGAAAGCCAAGUUGCUUUAGCUAAAAGUUUAUUGACUAAUCCUGCUAGUACUUCGGAAGAACGUGAAUUCAAUUCACAAUUAGCCGUUCAUUGGCUUCUUCAAGCUGCUAAAGAAGGGCAAGAAGAGGCAGUUUCUAUACUAAGAGAGUGUGCCAAUGCUGGAAUAGGUACCAAUGCCGUCAAUUAUUUAGAAAUAGAAAAGUGUCUUAAGUAUACCGAAGAAGAAAAAAUUUCACGGCGUGUUGCGUCUUCUAUUUUUCGUGCAAUUAUGAGCGAUACAGAGGAUGUUAUUUCUGAAGAAAUAUUUCGGGAACAAACUGAGAAAAUACUUCAGGAAGAGAAUGAGUUUUCCAUAGCGAAGACUGAUAACGAUGAUUUAAUGCAGCAUAAAGAGCCGUGCUUGAAAAAAUCCGAGGAGCCAUUUCUUCGUACGCAAACUCAUGUGUCAUUCAGUGAAGUUGUGAAUUCUGUGCAGUCUUGCUUGGAAGGUAACGUGCCUCUUGUAUCGUUAAAACAAGUAACACAAUACAAUCAUUACAAAACGUUAUUUCUAACGAAAUAUGCUGUUCUUUUCUGGCAUAUCAUACUAAAUUCAUUACAAGAUUUAAUUGAAAAAUUCGCAUCUUUCACAGUUUUGUGCACAAUUUUUUCUUUAUGUUUCCUACUUGAAAUCACAUGUCAUAUUUCAAGCCCAGGUAGCCAGUUUUAUCUUUUCAUUAUAAAAUGUCGAAUGUUUUUUGCCACUCUUCUCUGCCUAUCAACUAUGAUCUCGACUACAUGCUUUGUGAUCUGUAUUAGCUUUGGUGCUGACAGCAUGAAAAAAUGGUUACACUUAAUUAAAUUUUUUGAACCUAGCGUUAGGUCGGAUGCUAUUGAAAUUAAAUAUUUAAUGAAAACAGCCCCCCCUUUGAUGACAUUUUUUAUUGUAUCUUUGAUGUACAUUUCAAUAUUACCCAUGAAUACUUUACCAUCAGGUUUUAAUGAUUUAGCAGUUUUAAGUUUACUUUUUGUGGUAUUUGUUGAUCGAACAAUUACUCAUCAAAGGUAUUAUGUUAAUGUAUCUCUUAUUUUAAAUAUUUUGACUUGUCUUUAUAAAUCAAAUGUCUUGCAAAAGUUAUCAAUUGCAACUCUUUCUUACUUUGAUUUCGAUAUAGUUUAUGAAAUAACAAGUAAACUUGAAGUACAUCUUAAUUUAAUCUCUUGUUUAACAUUGCCUUUUGUGUUGCCAUAUUUGUAUACUAAAAUGGCAUUGGGUAAUGAAUGGAAAGGUUGGCACCUAGUAUUACUUCCUCAUUUAAUGUGUGUCACUUGGUUGAAUUUGGCAUUUAUCCAUCUCGCUGAAGUCUCUGAAACAACCAUAAUAUUUAGUGUCAUUUUUUGGCUUGUUAUCCUCGUGUUGUCAAAGUACCUUGGCAUUUUUUUUGCACUGUGUUUAUAUAUUUUCACAAAAUUACUGAUGCUAAAUGCAGUGAAUGUUGAAAUUUUCCUGGUUCUGCCUGCAUUAUUUAUUUUAUAUCUUCUCAGUGCCAUUGUAGUAAAAAGAUUCAAAGUGUCACACAAUAGUAAACUCUGUACUUUGUUGAUGUGUGUAUUUGUGGUACUGUUAUCGUACCAAGCAGCUAAACCUCAUGAAUUGUCUUCCGAUGUUAAUUCGGACCCUGUUUUAUCGUGGAACAAAUAUGAAACUCAUUGCCAUCAUCAUGCUUGGUACAAGACAAACACUGCUGAAGUUCAAAUUUCGUGUCUUCCUUUAAAAGGGAGGAAGAUUUCAGUUGAAGGCACAGUUACAGCUAUAGAUGUUGUUAAUGUACGAAACUCCUUGAAAACUUUUAUAGAUGUGUUGCCAAAUCCUUUCAAUACCUGGUUUACAUGUGCCUUGGGUCAAACGUAUACUUCUUGUGAUUUUGAAAACGCUGAUGCUCUCGAAAAAGAACGUUGUAAGUUGUAUGAAACUUUAAAUUUAAAUGAAUGUCAUCUUCAAAAUUGGGAUGUCUAUACAUAUCGAAUAACCUUGGAGGUUUCGGCUCGAACAUCCCCUGAAAUUGUUGUUAUGACAAGUCAUGUUUGUUCAGAGUUUGUAAGAAAUCUUAAGGAAGGAGAUUCACUACAAAUUGUUGGAGUUUUGGAAUCAAACAUUGGUGGCACAGUGCCAAUAUUUACUCUUGAAAAAGCACAUUGUAGUAGUUGUUACUCUGUGGUUGAUUGUGAUACAUCAUUCAUACUUCCGCAACCUAGCUACUCUGCUUCCUUUAAAAACAUAAUUUGGUUUUACUUCUCACCAUUUGUCCAAUAUGUGUCAACUAUUGAUCUUUAAAAACUUGGUUUUUCAUUUUCAUUAAUGCAUACAUCUUGAAUUUUAAAAAAGAAGGAAUUGUGAAACUUUUGGUGACUAGAAAUUUACUUAGAGCCUUUUUUAAGGUAGAAAUGGUUCAAAAAAAUUAUAUCAUCAGUUAUAUUUUUCAAAUAUUUUCUGUGAAAACAGUUGGCCAAAAUGGGGUCAUGGAUAAAGCACUGACUCUGACUUUUCUCUUUGUCUUUUUUUUUUCUAAAAUGUUUUUUUAACUGUACUCCAAGUUUGUUUUUAAAUCGUGUAUUAUAUAGCAUAUUAUUUGUUUUCAAACUGACAUAAAACAGUAAUCAAAACUAAUUUUAGUGAUAAUGUAAAAUUUAAAAUUUUACUUAGAAGUGAAUGGUUCAUGUGCAAUGCACCCUGUGCAAAUUUCUUAGUCCUAAUAACCUCUCUUCAGUGCCAACAGUGUUGUUACUUUUUGAAUGAAACACAUGUUGAGAGUUAUUUUGCUGACAAAUUAAUGUGAAUGGAAAACUGAACUCAGUUCACCAAAAUUUUAUAUUUUAUCGAACAAUUGCUAAAUCUUCAUAUUAUAUAGUUCAAAUUAUCUAAGUAAUUUUUAACAAUGUGUUUUUCAAAAAUAUUUUAUUGCUAAGUGAAAAAUUUACCACAUUUUUUAAUACUAUUAUCCACAUUUGCCAUAAAAGUGUAUCAGGAUUGUCCAAACGAUGUUUUUGAGUGUUUAAUACGGACAGGAACUUUAGUAUAUGUAUAUCAAUACAUGCUGCUUCAAUCAGAAACCAGUUAUUCAGAAUAAGCCUGUAACAAUUAUUCUGGAUAACUGGUUCCAUACUGUAUGUGCUAUACACAUACAGUAAUUUAAUGAUUUUCAUUUUUCUGCUCUAGAAAAUUAUAGUUCAUGAAGUUUUCCUCAAAAAACAAUUUUUUCUCUCAGUAGUGGAAGGAAUGGGGGUUAUAAACUCAUGUAUGUAAGAGUAUAAAAGAUAUAUCAGAUGGUUUUAUGAACUUAUUGUUCUAUACAAUUAUGUGUUAAUUUACAAUUAGAUGACAUCACAUUUGUGGUUUUAUCUAAUGGGUCAAAGUUACUUGGAACAUUUUUUCAUAGUAUUUUGCUUAAGAGAUAAAUGUUAGCAAGGUUUUUGAAGAACAAAAGUUUUUCUUCAAAAAUCCAGCUAAGUAGCUUUGAUAAGUCUUUACGAAUUUAAAUAAUGAAGUCAAUUAAGGACUCAAUAACUAAGGACAUUUCAAAAAUUUAUUAUUACUAUCAUUUAUUCAAAUUACUUGAAAGCAUGUUGAUUAAUUUUUUUCUAAAUGAAGGGACAUCUAUCAUUUAUAGGCACCUAUGAACAAAGAAUAUAUAUAUAUGUAUAUAUAUAUAUCAGGGGUGAAAUCCAAAAAUUUCCAGUACUAGAACACAAAUAAAAAAUAAUUAAAUCUAGAGUAGUGAAAAAUUUAACGUGAAAGGGGAUUCCCCGUACCCCCUGCACAAAACAGCAUCAUGAUGCGUUCUGUCACCAAUUCACCCCGAUAUGUAUAUAUAUAUAUGUAUAUAAUUGUUAGGAAAAUAUUUUAACAGUAGUGGUUUUUCUCAUUUUUAUUUGAAAUGCUCAAUUUUAUAGGUCAUUAAUGAUGAAUUUUUUAUUAGCUUUGUUCUUCAUAAUGUUUUUCAUGUCUUCAUUUUAACUUUUGUAAUAAUGUAGAUAUUUUAAUGUUCAUUAUUUCAUUUUGUGCUUUGUAAGUUUGUGAUUUUAAAUGCAUGUGCAUACAUUUGAGUUUUUUAGAAUUUAAAUUAAUCUUAAGUCUUCAUAUGUUUUAAUGCUUUAUAUUUAUUGCUUUUGGAGCAUUGUUUGUUUUAGUGCAAUUUUUAUGCCAUAUAGAUUUGUAUAUAUUUUGAUAUAGCUUUUGUUACCUUUUAGAUAUAUUCUAUUUUGAAAGCAAAUUUUUAAGAAAGAGUUAGAAUAGAAAUGUUUAUGUAUUGUUAAAGAAUAGAAAAGAACAAAUCAUUACAAAGUAAUUAGAUGUUUAUGAUAUUGUAUCAUUCAUGAAUUUUCCUAUGAGACUAAUUUUCAUAAAAUUCAAGAAUGAAAAAAUAAAUAAAUAAAUUAAAUAAUAAUAAC